This is a messenger RNA of Canariomyces notabilis, 1308 nucleotides long. RefSeq names its product glycoside hydrolase family 27 protein. The record is from RefSeq and is a predicted model, not a curated record. Gene Ontology annotation, cellular component: cytoplasm. The coding region runs from base 1 to 1308 and encodes 435 amino acids. Lineage: Eukaryota; Fungi; Ascomycota; Sordariomycetes; Sordariales; Chaetomiaceae. Gene Ontology annotation, molecular function: alpha-galactosidase activity. Gene Ontology annotation, biological process: glycoside catabolic process; oligosaccharide metabolic process. The transcript is spliced from 4 exons.
AUGCUACCGUUUCUCGUUCUAGGAUUGCUCUACGCUGGGGGCGCCACCGCCCUGGACAACGGAGUGGGGAAGCUGCCUGCGCUGGGAUUCAACACUUGGAACAUCUACCAAUGCGACUACACUGCCGACGAGUUGCUCCAACAGGCCCGGGCAAUGGUUGAUCGUGGUCUUCUCGAGGCUGGAUAUAACAUAUUCAUGCUGGACGACUGUUACAGCCUGAGGGAGCGGAAUGCUCAAGGCAGGAUUGUAGAAGACCCAAAGAAGUUCCCCCACGGAAUGAAGAGCUUCACAAAAGCCCUGGCCGACCUCGGAUUCAGGGCAGGUAUCUACAGCGACGCCGGAUACCGCACAUGCGCUGGCUAUCCCGGAUCAUACGGACACGAAUCCGAGGAUCUCGAGACCUUCGCCGACUGGGGCUUCGACUACCUCAAGUACGAUAACUGCAAUAUCCCUCCCGACAACGUGACGCAGGAGAACGUCUACGGCCGCUACGUGCGCAUGGUCGACGCUAUCCGCGACCGCGCCGAGAAGACCAAAACCCGUCCCUUCCAACUGGCCCUCUGCGAAUGGGGCUGGCAGCAGCCCUGGAUCUGGGGCCACCGCCUGGGUCAGUCGUGGCGGACAGGGGGUGACAUUCGGCCGUGGUGGUCCGCGCUCGCCAGCAUCCUCAACCAGGCCAGCUUCAUUGCCAGCGCGACCAACUUUUACGCCCAUAACGACUUUGACAUGCUCGAGGUUGGAAACACUGGCCGGGGCACGCCGCCGGGCAACUUGACCUACGACGAGGCAAAGAGCCACUUCACCGCCUGGGCGCUGCUCAAGUCGCCGCUGCUGAUCGGCUCGGACAUGGCGGCGGCGUCAAAGGAGACGAUUGAGAUUCUUACCAACAAGGAUGUGCUGAAGAUUAGCCAGGACCCUAACGUCGGCGAGUCCAUUGCGCCGUUUCGCUGGGGGUAUAAUCGUGAUUAUACGUGGGAUCCGGCGCACCCGGCCGAGUACUGGACCGGCAACUCAUCGUAUGGAGUCGUGUUUAUGGUGCUAAAUACGGCCAAUGCCCGGCGGGAAAUGUCCUUUGACCUGGCCGAGAGCUGGGCGAUUCGAGCGGGGAGGGCGUACAACGUCUACGACAUGUGGUCGCACACCAAUAAUGGGACUGUGGUGAGGAACAUGACGAUUACCCUGCCGCCGAGGGGUGUCACUGCGCUGUUGUUGACCGACGCGGGCCCGGAGCCGGCCGGGCUACCUCCCUGCGCUGCGCAGGCUGCCAGUCAGUGUGCCUUGCCGGAUGGAAGUCGGCCUCGAUCGUAA